This is a messenger RNA of Sturnus vulgaris (Common starling), 1825 nucleotides long. Lineage: Eukaryota; Metazoa; Chordata; Aves; Passeriformes; Sturnidae. The record is from RefSeq and is a predicted model, not a curated record.
UGAAGCACGAGCUAGUUGUUUCUCUGGUGUGUAGGCAUGUGAUUUCCUUUUUUAUUGACUCUUCUAUUAAAAAAAGGCAAGUCUUGAUCAUAUUAUUUUCCAGUGUGUAUGAAUGUGUGUGGACUGACUAUAACGAAGUAAGACAAAAUAUCUUCCAUGCUGCCAUUAACUCUCCCUUUGUAGGUGGUUAACAAAAAAAUUAUUCUGAGAACCUAACAUUAAUGUCAACUGUUGUUCACAGAAGUGGAUUUAUGAAGGAAAACUGAGUAGUUAGUUAGGAAAACAGGUAAAUUGUAAAGCACAUUGAAAGUGAAAUAGUAAUGUCAUAUGUAAAAGUUGGUUUUAAAUGAACCUUUUAACCAUAGGAAAGUUCUGAACAGCACUGUCUUUCUUGCAGAUGUUAUUUCUAAAAAUAAUUGGAGUUAACUUACUGUAUUUUGCUUACCCUUAGAUUCAGAUUAAUUGAUCAGUCACUAUUGAGUGGUGAGGCUGGGGCUGCUUUCUGUCUAAAUCCUUCUCUCAAGUUACUGGACUCCCGAGUCAGAAGAAGUCUGGUAACUGGUGGAGUUUCAUCUUACUGGACUGUGAACAGAAAAGAAAUCUUGAAGGCUGAGACCCUCUGCUGCCUAAACUUUUGAGGACUGUUUUAAAGGAAGAGGGGCUCUGGACGGGGAAGAGAAAAUACAACAAUGGGUUAAGAUAAGGAUUGGGAAAGAUCACUUGCCAGAUAUCACCACAGGCAGAAUGGAUUCGAAUUAAAGGCAGCAUCAUAAAAAUCAAGUGAAAAUGGCGUUUAGCAAUCUGACAUCAAAGGCUAUAUUACUGUAUGAUGAAUGGAUUAAAGAUGCCGAUCCAAGACUGGAAGGCUGGCCACUCAUGUCUUCUCCUUUUCCGACAACUUUUAUCAUUGGAACCUACGUUUAUUUUGUCACUUCCUUGGGACCCAAACUCAUGGAAAAUAAAAAACCUUUUGAACUCAGGCAGAUCAUGACGUUUUAUAAUUUUAGUGUGGUAGCCCUCUCUUUAUAUAUGACUUACGAAUUUCUUAUGUCAGGCUGGGCCACAGGAUACUCAUUCCGUUGUGACAUUGUUGACUACUCGAGGUCACCGACAGCUCUAAGAAUGGUGCGAACUUGUUGGCUUUACUUCUUUUCCAAGUUCAUUGAAUUAUUAGACACUAUAUUUUUUGUACUGCGUAAGAAAAACAACCAAGUAACAUUCUUGCAUGUUUUUCAUCAUUCCAUUAUGCCGUGGACCUGGUGGUUUGGAGUCAAAUUUGCUGCAGGUGGUUUAGGAACAUUUCAUGCCUUGCUGAACUGUAUUGUGCAUGUUGUCAUGUACACUUACUAUGGAAUCUGUUCUUUGGGACCAGCCUAUCAUAAAUAUUUGUGGUGGAAAAAGUAUAUGACAACUAUACAACUUGUCCAGUUUAUUAUGAUUACAGUCCAUAUAGGACAGAUCUACAUCAUGGAUGAUUGUCCAUACCAGUAUCCAAUUUUCAUGUUUAUUAUUUGGCUUUAUGGCUCUAUGUUUUUAGUCUUGUUUCUCCACUUCUGGUACCAUGCGUACACCAAGGGACAAAGACUGCCAAAAAUGGCAAAAAAUGGUAUCAGCAAAGAUCAGUGAAAGAAAUUCUUGUCUCUAAAACCAAAGAAGUGUAUAUGUCAAAGGGGAAACUUGCACUACUUGACAAUCAAGAUGUUUAGGUGCGCACACUACAUGGUGUAUAUUUUGUAUGUUUUCUUCCAAAACAGAAUUUGUAUUUUUACCGUAAGUUAUUUGGGAUUCAGAACAUGGGAGUGGGGAAGAACUGUGGAUCUCUGAU